Molecule: messenger RNA, 2315 nt
Organism: Brachypodium distachyon (stiff brome)
Lineage: Eukaryota; Viridiplantae; Streptophyta; Magnoliopsida; Poales; Poaceae
Product: cytosolic invertase 1
Exons: 4
Coding region: 223-1902 (559 amino acids)
Biological process (GO): sucrose catabolic process
Molecular function (GO): sucrose alpha-glucosidase activity; endo-alpha-N-acetylgalactosaminidase activity
Source: RefSeq, a predicted model, not a curated record
GAGGGCUCUUUUUUUCCCCAACUCGGCUCUCUGCAGUCCUCGAGAUUCGCGCGGCCGUGUUACUGGCUCGGCUUCCGUUGUCUAGCGUCCCAAGCUAGAUCUCUCUCCCUCCCCCUGCUCUCGCCCUCCCGGCGCUUUGGCGGCUUUAUAGAUCUGGCUGCUGGGGCGACGACGCGGAGGCCGGCCGGAGAUUCUUCGUGAGGCCAGGGGGAAGGGGAAGCCAUGGAGCUGGGGGCCGGCGGGAUGCGGCGGUCGGCGUCGCACACCUCGCUGUCCGAGUCGGACGACUUCGACCUCUCGCGCCUGCUCAACAAGCCGCGGAUCAACGUCGAGCGCCAGCGCUCCUUCGACGACCGAUCGCUCAGCGACGUCUCCUACUCCGGUGGCCACGCCAGGGGGGGCGGGGGCUUCGACGGCAUGUACUCCCCCGGCGGCGGACUCCGCUCCCUCGUCGGCACGCCGGCCUCCUCCGCGCUCCACUCCUUCGAGCCCCACCCCAUCGUCGGCGACGCCUGGGAGGCACUCCGCCGAUCCCUCGUCUUCUUCCGCGGCCAGCCCCUCGGCACCAUCGCGGCCUACGACCAUGCCUCCGAGGAAGUCCUCAACUAUGACCAGGUGUUUGUGAGGGAUUUCGUGCCCAGCGCCAUGGCGUUUCUCAUGAAUGGUGAGCCGGAGAUUGUCAAGAACUUCCUGCUCAAGACCGUGCUGCUGCAGGGGUGGGAGAAGAAGGUCGAUCGGUUUAAGCUCGGGGAAGGGGCCAUGCCCGCCAGCUUUAAAGUGCUUCAUGAUGAUAAGAAGGGCACUGAUACCCUGCAUGCUGAUUUCGGGGAGAGCGCGAUUGGGCGGGUUGCGCCGGUCGAUUCAGGAUUUUGGUGGAUCAUACUCUUGCGGGCCUACACAAAGUCCACCGGGGAUUUGACUCUGGCAGAGAAGCCUGAGUGCCAGAAGGCGAUGAGGCUCAUACUGAGCCUGUGCUUGUCUGAGGGGUUUGAUACCUUCCCGACAUUGUUGUGCGCUGAUGGUUGCUGCAUGAUAGAUCGCAGGAUGGGUGUGUAUGGUUACCCCAUCGAAAUUCAAUCCCUUUUCUUCAUGGCACUGAGGUGUGCUCUUCUCAUGCUCAAGCAUGAUGCUGAAGGGAAAGACUUCGUGGAGCGGAUUGCAACUCGUCUCCAUGCUUUAAGUUAUCACAUGCGGAGCUAUUUUUGGCUGGAUUUCCAGCAGCUAAAUGAUAUUUAUCGUUACAAGACUGAAGAAUAUUCCCACACAGCUGUCAACAAAUUCAACGUCAUUCCAGAUUCUAUUCCGGACUGGCUAUUUGAUUUUAUGCCUUGUCAGGGUGGGUUUUUUGUUGGUAAUGUCAGUCCUGCAAGGAUGGACUUCCGUUGGUUUGCACUUGGAAACAUGAUUGCCAUAGUAUCAUCUCUCGCUACACCUGAGCAAUCUAUGGCCAUAAUGGAUCUUAUUGAGGAGCGCUGGGAAGAGCUAAUUGGUGAAAUGCCUCUGAAGAUAUGCUAUCCUGCUAUCGAGAACCAUGAAUGGCGAAUUGUGACCGGAUGUGACCCGAAAAAUACGAGAUGGAGUUACCACAAUGGAGGAUCUUGGCCAGUACUUCUCUGGCUGCUCACCGCAGCAAGCAUCAAAACUGGACGGCCGCAGAUUGCAAGAAGAGCAAUUGACCUAGCUGAGAGGAGGCUGUUGAAGGACGGCUGGCCUGAGUAUUAUGAUGGGAAGCUUGGAAAAUACGUUGGCAAGCAGGCAAGAAAAUUCCAGACUUGGUCCAUUGCAGGAUAUUUGGUUGCAAAGAUGCUGCUGGAGGACCCUUCGCAUCUUGGCAUGAUAGCCCUGGAGGAGGACAAGGCGAUGAAGCCUGUUUUGAGAAGGUCCGCCUCAUGGACAAACUAAGAUAUCGACGAAUACUUUUAGGGGAGCAAAGUCGGAUUGAAACACGAAUUCUUUCGGGUAGGACAUCUCUGCUCAUCCCUUCCUUUGACUUUCCUAACCGGAAAGGUUUAUUUUCCACUGGAUUCCUUGGUUGUACAAUAUCCCAGCUCAUUCCUUGAGUCAAAAAAGAAGCAAUUGUGGAAGUGAGCGUUUUGUUUUCUCGUGUUUUCUUUCACUCCAUUGUAAGAAGAUACUCUGAUUCUUGCUUGGGUCACCCUGAAGUUAUGGAUCCUUUUGGUUGGACUCAAACUUUGUUGUAUGAGUUGACUAUAUAGAUGAGUAGGCUGAUUCCAGCUCUCUGUGAUGAACAGAAGUGCCACUCUAACGAAUAAAGAUCUCCCCAUUUUCUGCAGUGCUACAUGCCUGCGAAUCAA